AUGUCUGUUACGUCGAGAGAAAGAUUUUUGCAGGAAUUUCCAAGUUUAGUCGAGGAAUUGAAAGAAAUUCUUGUUAAAUAUGGUAUGCCAAAUGAAGCGCUUCAAUGGUACGAAGCCUCUCUAACCUAUAAUACACCAGGUGGUAAAUUAAAUAGAGGUCUUUCAGUGGUCGAUACUUAUGCGAUUCUAACAGGACACGAAUCGAUUGCGUCCCUAAGUAAUGAAGAGUACAAGAAAUUAGCCAUCUUGGGAUGGUGCAUUGAAUUGUUACAAGCCUACUUUCUGGUAGCUGAUGAUAUGAUGGAUCAAAGUAUAACAAGAAGAGGUCAGCCAUGUUGGUACAAGGUGGAAAAUGUCGGGAACAUUGCCAUCAAUGACGCUUUCAUGUUAGAGGCAGCCAUAUAUUCACUGUUGAAGAAACAUUUCAAACUGGAAACUUACUAUGUGGAUCUGUUGGAAUUGUUCCAUGAAGUUACUUUACAGACCGAAUUAGGCCAAUUAUUGGACUUGGUUACUGCUCCAGAAGAUCACGUUGAUCUAAGCAAGUUUUCCAUGGUAAAGCACUCAUUCAUUGUUAGAUUCAAAACCGCCUACUAUUCAUUCUACUUGCCAGUAGCUCUGGCCAUGUACGUUGCUGGAAUCACCGACGAAAAGGAUUUGAAACAAGCUCAAGACGUUUUGAUCCCAUUGGGUGAGUACUUCCAAGUUCAGGACGACUACUUAGACAAUUUCGGAACUCCAGAACAAAUUGGUAAAAUUGGGACCGAUAUCCAGGACAAUAAAUGUUCUUGGUUGGUCAACAAAGCGUUAGAAAUCGUUACUCCGGAACAAAGAAAGAUCCUAGAUGACAACUAUGGUCAAAAGAACCCAGAAUGUGAACUCAGAGUGAAGAAACUUUACGAUGACAUUAACUUGGCCCAGUAUUACCAUGAUUAUGAAGAUGCCGUUUCUAAAGAAUUGAAAUUGAAAAUAGAUGCUAUAGAUGAAACACGUGGCUUCAAAAAGCAAGUGUUGACUGAGUUUUUCAACAAAGUCUACAAGAGAAGUAAAUAG
This is a messenger RNA of Kazachstania africana CBS 2517, 1053 nucleotides long. It is a transcript of the gene ERG20, whose product is annotated as bifunctional (2E,6E)-farnesyl diphosphate synthase/dimethylallyltranstransferase. The coding region runs from base 1 to 1053 and encodes 350 amino acids. NCBI's taxonomy places the organism in Eukaryota, Fungi, Ascomycota, Saccharomycetes, Saccharomycetales, Saccharomycetaceae. Gene Ontology annotation, biological process: trans, trans-farnesyl diphosphate biosynthetic process. Gene Ontology annotation, cellular component: cytoplasm. The transcript has a single exon. Gene Ontology annotation, molecular function: dimethylallyltranstransferase activity; (2E,6E)-farnesyl diphosphate synthase activity. The record is from RefSeq and is a predicted model, not a curated record.